AUGAAGUAUACCCGAGACUUCGAGUUGGGCUUUUGGCCCGGAGAGCCAGGCCAUGGCUACCCUGCGCCCCGGAUGCCCAAGAAGCCCCUCAGUGACGCCAGAACACCGCGCCAGAAGGAUGCAAGAAGCGUCGUCUUCGGCUCCUGUUCCUUUCAGUUUUCGUGUCGCAUAGCGCGAGUCAGAGUCGGGGUUCAAAACAAGAACUGUUCGCUGAGAAACAGCGGUCUAGGGAGACACCAAAAGCAACGGAUUGUUUUGCAGAAAGAAAGUUCGAUGGAUAAUCGCGAGAAUGGCACGGGCGUGAAGAGGUAUCCCGACGCGAUGAGUGGUGGGAACUGA
Molecule: messenger RNA, 339 nt
Organism: Histoplasma capsulatum G186AR
Lineage: Eukaryota; Fungi; Ascomycota; Eurotiomycetes; Onygenales; Ajellomycetaceae
Exons: 2
Coding region: 1-339 (112 amino acids)
Source: RefSeq, a predicted model, not a curated record